GCCCAACUUCUCAAUACCCUUCCAUCCUUCAGCGACGAUCAACGAUGGCCAUCACCUUCUUCUCCUCCUCUCUCCUCCCUCCUCUUCGUCUCCGCUCCCCAAACCCUAACCCUAACCCUAAACCCAAAACCCUAGCUCCCAUUCGUGCCUCCCUCUCCGACCCCUUCGUCCUCUCCAUCGCUGAGAAGCUCGAGGACUCCCUCCCCUCCUCCCCCCCUCCUUCCCUGCAAUCCCUCCGCUCACUCUCCUCCCAAUCCCUCCUCUCCAAACCAUGGCCUUCCCGCAAGGACGAGCCCUUCCGCUUCACCGACACCUCCUUCCUCAAAUCCUCCCAAAUUCUCCCCGUUUCCUCCCCAAACCCUCCUUCCGACCCUGGCUUCGAUUCUCAUUCUCCUAACCUUCUCGUCGUCGCUGAUGGCCAUCCUGUGCCUUCCUUGUCUCGCCUCUCCUCCCUCCCCUCUGGCGUCGUUGCUGGUUACCUUUCUUCUCUUCCUCCCGGCCCCGUCCUUGACCGCGUCCUCGCCGUGACUGCUUCUGAGUUUCGGGAUGGUGACCUCUUCUGGGACCUAAAUGGGCUUGGCACCCCUGAUGUCCUGGUUGUUUAUGUGCCGGAGGGUGUGAGAGUUGUUGAGGAACCUUUGCAUUUGGUGUUUUGCUCGACGGAAGGGGAGGAGGUGGGGAGUGGGAGGUUGCCGGUUUCGAAUCCAAGAGUGCUACUUGUGGUGGAAAAGAGGGCGGAGCUGACCAUUUUGGAGGAGCAUUUGGGCAUUGGGGAUUGUGAGGGGAAGUGCUACUGGGCGAAUUCCGCGAUGGAGAUCUUGAUUGGUGAAGGUGGGAUGGUGAAACACUCGUAUGUGCAGAGGCAGUCUUUGAAUGCCGCACAUAUUAAGUGGACCUCUGCUCGGCAGGAAGCAGCUAGUACCUAUGAGCUUGUUGAGGUAAGUACUGGAGGAAGGUUAAGCAGACAUAAUAUUCAUAUUCAACAAUUAGGCCCAGAGACUGUGACAGAAAUGUCAGCAUUUCAUAUAGCACAGAGCAAUCAAACACAAGAUCUACACAGCAAAUUAGUCCUUGAUUAUCCAAGAGGGUUUUCCCGACAGCUUCACAAAUGCAUUGUAUCAGAUUCUUCAGGUCAUGCUAUAUUUGAUGGCAACAUAAAGGUGAACAGAUAUGCACAACAAACCGAUGCUGGGCAGCUGACAAGAACACUCCUCUUGGCACCUCGAGCCACAGCCAAUUUAAAGCCUAACCUCCAAAUCAUCGCAGAUGAUGUCAAGUGUUCGCAUGGUGCUGCCAUCAGUGACCUUGAAGAAGAUCAGCUGUUCUAUCUCCAGACUCGUGGUAUUGAUCUUCAGACCGCAAGAGAAGCUCUCGUCUUUGCAUUCGGGAAAGAGGUGAUAACUCGGAUUCCCUAUGUUCCUCUCCAGGAGUCCGUCACCAGUCGAUUUAAGGAGCUGUUGGCAGCUAAAUAGAGCAAUUGGAAAAAGCAAAGGGAAAUGAGAAAUGAGUAAUCCGACUUUCCAGCCAAGGAAAUGGGAGGUAAUGAGACUUUCCAGAAUUGAAUGUCUUCUGCCAGCCUUAAGUCAAUUUCCUAUAAAAAUAUAUACAAAUUGGUGAACAGGUGGUGUUGUCAUUCUUUGAAUAUACAGCUAUUUAAGAAUUGUGUCAAUUGUGGGGUAUAUUAUUACCUUAGAAAUUAGGUUGCUCUAUUAAUGCUCUGUUUGACAGCAUAUGGAACCGGUGCGUUUGGAAUUAAGAUGGGUGAUCAGCCAAGC
This is a messenger RNA of Dioscorea cayenensis subsp. rotundata (Guinea yam), 1775 nucleotides long. Its product is annotated as protein ABCI7, chloroplastic. The transcript is spliced from 4 exons. Gene Ontology annotation, biological process: iron-sulfur cluster assembly. NCBI's taxonomy places the organism in Eukaryota, Viridiplantae, Streptophyta, Magnoliopsida, Dioscoreales, Dioscoreaceae. The record is from RefSeq and is a predicted model, not a curated record. The coding region runs from base 45 to 1472 and encodes 475 amino acids.